This is a messenger RNA of Triplophysa rosa, 1489 nucleotides long. It is a transcript of the gene cldn2, whose product is annotated as claudin 2. The transcript has 2 exons. Gene Ontology annotation, biological process: bicellular tight junction assembly; cell adhesion. Bases 435 to 1247 code for a protein of 270 amino acids. Gene Ontology annotation, cellular component: plasma membrane; bicellular tight junction. NCBI's taxonomy places the organism in Eukaryota, Metazoa, Chordata, Actinopteri, Cypriniformes, Nemacheilidae. The record is from RefSeq and is a predicted model, not a curated record. Gene Ontology annotation, molecular function: structural molecule activity.
GUCGAAUCCAGUUAAAACAUACAAGCACUUUUCUAUAAUAAAAGAUAAGAGCAUCAAGGUGAAGGUGAACUUGCACCGUUUGUCGUUCUCAAGAUAUAACUAACUAACUAACCAGGCGUCUGUGUGUACAUGGACUGGGGCUCCUAAAUAUCUAAAGCACAUGAGAGAUGGCAGAUCACAAAAUUGGGAGGAACUAAAGGAACACACAGAAAGUGAAUCAUAUGAGUGAAUUACCAAUCUGAUUUCAUCAACAUAUGUAGUGUAAGUACAUUUUCCAGACCAUUUAAUUCAAUUAUUGAAAUUGAGACUUGUGUGUUUCUGAUGCAUGUCAUGAGCUAAAAUCAAGCUGCUAUCUUUUAUAGUAAACAAGAGAGAAACUACAUUUUGUUUGACUUUCAAACCGCUUUGGAGAACACAUUGAUUUAGAGGCUGACAUGGCGUUAGCAGGUCUGGAGUUGAUGGGGUUCUUUUUGGGCAUAUUUGGCAUGCUGGGGACCCUGGUAGCCACUCUUCUACCUUACUGGGCAACUUCAGCCUACAUCGGUCCCAACAUCGUGACAGCGGUGGUCAACAUGAAAGGUCUUUGGAUGGAAUGCGUGUACCAGAGCACUGGCGCCUUUCAAUGCGAGACGUACAACACGAUGCUGGGGCUCACCACUGAUCUACAGGCAGCCCGAGCUAUGAUGGUCAUCUCCUCAAUAUUUUCAGUUCUAGCUUGUGUGGUGUCCACCAUCGGCAUGCAGUGCACUACAUGUAUGAACGGUUCUUCAGCCAAAUCCAAAGUGGCUGGGGUGGGUGGCUCCCUGUUUCUCCUGGCAGGGUUUAUGUCUUUGAUUCCCGUAUCUUGGAAGACCCAUGAGGUGGUGCAGACCUUCUACAGCACCUUGCCAGCCAGUCUCAAGUUUGAAAUAGGUGAUUGUCUGUAUGUAGGACUGGCUUCGUCGCUCAUGUCCAUGUUAGGUGGAGGGCUGUUGAGUGCGUCUUUUUGCGACGACUCAGAUCGUAGCGGGGGUACCAGGCACACUUACCCCUACCCUGACCGCACUGGCAUGGGGCGCAUGCCACGGGGAACACCCCAUUCCAUGCCCUUCCAUCCAGUCACUCUACAAAAAGCGGCGAACUCUGUACCUGCCAACAAGAACCAGACAUUGAACAGUCACACCAGCACCAGUACCCAUUCAACUAUGCCAGCCCUGGAUUCCAGAAAAUCGACAGCGGCUGGGUAUGACGUCACAGGUUACGUGUGAGGAUUUGUGUGAUACUGCAAAUCUGUGCUUUUGGUUUGUACCAUUUCAAGUGGUUAUUACUUGAACCAAUAAAGACUCUUCUAACAAGUAAGAUGGAUUUGGCACAAGCAGAAUACUGAACAGCUGACAGAGCAAAUGCCUCCAUUUGAACUAAAAUGAGACACACAAAAAUAUAUUUUUCUCCAAACGGACCAAAAGUUGGUCGUUUUUGGAGGUUCAAAAUUCAAAACAAACACAUGGAU